This is a messenger RNA of Thecamonas trahens ATCC 50062, 1248 nucleotides long. RefSeq lists its product as uncharacterized. The transcript has 3 exons. NCBI's taxonomy places the organism in Eukaryota, Apusomonadida, Apusomonadidae. The record is from RefSeq and is a predicted model, not a curated record. Gene Ontology annotation, molecular function: structural constituent of chromatin; DNA binding; protein heterodimerization activity. Gene Ontology annotation, cellular component: nucleus; nucleosome. Gene Ontology annotation, biological process: transcription initiation at RNA polymerase II promoter. Bases 1 to 1236 code for a protein of 411 amino acids.
AUGGCGAUCCAGCGCGACAACACCAUGGUUGACACCGUCAAGGCCUCCAAGGGCUUCCUCAAGGACAACAAGUCUCGCGGCCGCACCCGCCAGCACGACCGCCGUCGCCGCAAGCCGACCCAGUCGUACUCGUCGUACAUCUACAAGGUGCUCAAGCAGGUGCACCCCGACACCGGCAUGUCCCGCCGCGCCAUGUCGAUCAUGAACUCGUUCGUCAACGACACCUUUGAGAAGAUCGCCCUCGAGGCCUCGCGCCUUGCCAAGUUCUCGGGCAAGCAGACCAUCACCUCCCGCGAAAUCCAGACCGCUGCCCGUCUCAUCCUCCCCGGUGAGCUCGCCAAGCACGCCGUGUCCGAGGGCACGAAGGCUGACGGCCCACCUCUCGGCUCGGACGACGACGACGACGGUGACGAUGACACCGCGCUGAACCCAAGCCUUGAUGACGACGACGACAACAACGAUGAUGAUGACGAUGAUGACGACGACGACGACGACGACGAUGACGACGACGACGACGAUGAUGACGACGACGACGACGACGACGACGACGACGAGACAGCGACUAGGCCGUCGGCCCGGCAGGUCCGCUUUGAGGCGCGCGAGGCACACGAAGACCGGAGGAGUAAGAAGAAGAAGAAGAAAAAGAAGAAGAAGAAGAAAAAGAAGAAGCGCAAGAACCGCUGGGGCUCGGACGACGACGACGACGCUGCGCUCUCGGCCGUCCAGUCGCGGCCGAGACGCCAGGCACGGCGGAACGUGUCAUAUGCCGGAAACUCGGGCUCCGACUCGGACCAAGACGAGGACGAAGACAUGGAGGCGCGGAUGGCGGAAUGGAGCCGACAGGCCGACGAGAACACCGAGCGGUUCAUGCUCCUGCAGCAGUUCUCCGACUCUCAGCUCGCCCGCUACGAGGCCUUCCGCCGCUCCAAGCUGCACCAGUCCAAAGUCAAGCGCAUCAUGGGUUCGGUCUACUCGUCAACCAUCCCUCCGGCGGCCUCGAUCAUUGUCGCAGGUAUCACCAAGGUCUUUGUGGGCGAGCUCAUCGAGACCGCGCUGCACAUCCAGAACGAGCUCGGUCAGGGCACCAACUUUGACGACAACUCUCCGGGCAUCCCGCUCCUUCCCUCGCACGUUCGCGCCGCCUAUCGCCGCCUUCGCGCCAAGGGCGCAGUCCCGCCGUCGACACUCGCCGUCACUGCGCCCGCUGCCCGCGCCCGCGCCAAGCUCCUCGACUAACCCCCUACCCCC